UUCAAGAAAAAUACACGCUUUAACAUUUUGCUUUAAUGGUGUUUUUAGAAAAGAUUUUAUGCAUCUACUUCUGCAAAUGCGUAACAAGUAACAAUAUCGAUGCUCCAGAUCAGAAAAGCAAUGCUUCUAUCACAGAUGACGAAAUAGUUGCCGAAUGCUUCUUGUUUUUUGCUGCGGGUUAUGAUACUUCGGCUACAACAUUAUCGUAUGCUGCAUACGAAUUGGCCAGGCAACCUGACAUACAGGAAAAGAUCAGACAAGAAAUAAAAAAGGUUUUAGAAAAAUACAACAAUAAAAUGACAUAUGAUGGUUUAGGAGAACUAGUUUACGCUGAAAAAGUUAUAUAUGAAACUUUAAGAAAAUAUCCUUUAGUUCCAACCAUAUCAAGAGUUUGUACUAAGGCUUAUAAAGUACCAGGAAGCGAUCUAACUAUAGAUAAAGGAACGGUAGUAAAAAUAUCUGCCAUGGGUUUACAUAUGGAUGCAGAGUAUUACAGAAAUCCAGAAGUUUUUAAUCCUGACAGAUUUGAUGGCGACGGUGAUAUCAAAAAGCCUGAUUUUACAUUUUUACCUUUUGGGGAAGGUCCAAGGAUAUGCAUAGGAUCCCGGGAUUUAAUAUCGGGAUUUUGGGAUCAAGCAUACACCGGGAAUUGGAAACCCUAGUUGUAAGAAAAGAAAGGAAACAAGAAAAAAAUUCAAAUAAUAAUUAAAAGAUUACGAUAUAUUGGUGACUUAAUUCAUUCAGAUGUAGCUGGCCCAUUAGAUCCAUCAUCAAAAGCAGUUUAUAGAUAUUACCCACAGGUAUUAAUAGAUGUUUUUACAUUUAAUCAUAGUAAAGUUGUUGAAACUAAACAGUGAAUCUGCGCAGCACGUAUUGGAUAUUAUGAAACUGAUAAAGACUCAACAUGUACAGAAAACUAAGAAAGUAUAUAAGAUGUGAUCAUGUGGGUGAAUAUUAUCAGACUAUUUUAAAAGGUAUAAAAAUGGAGUAUCUGCACUAUUUUAUAUACCUGAGAGCAAAAUGACAUUUUGCAGAGAAUGAACAAAACCCUAAUGGAUAAAAUGAGAACAAAAUUUGUUGAGGCAGUUACCAAAACAUUUAUGAGAUGAAGCUGUAAUGUCCAUUCUGCCAUCUGCCUAUGAAUUCAUGGCUUUAAUAAGUUAACAAAGUGUGAAUUGUUGAGGUAAUACCGUAUAUGAUCCCGUGAUAUAUGAAAAGAAAAACAGCGUCCUGUUGACUUGGAAAUGACGAUCGAUAACAUUCCCCAUAUAAUUUUACAUACAAAAUGAUAGUGAUCUGUAUCGACCCUGUGGUAUUUUUAUGUAGAAAAGACUAAAAGGUGUUAAUUGUUGUUGUCGUGUUGACAGAUUCUAGACUAAUGAAAAUUUUACUGUUUUUGUAAUCAUAGAUAAAACACACAAUAGAUCUGUAAGGUC
Sitophilus oryzae (rice weevil) is the source of this 1436-nucleotide messenger RNA. RefSeq names its product cytochrome P450 6k1-like. The transcript has 5 exons. The coding region runs from base 36 to 662 and encodes 208 amino acids. Lineage: Eukaryota; Metazoa; Arthropoda; Insecta; Coleoptera; Curculionidae. The record is from RefSeq and is a predicted model, not a curated record. Gene Ontology annotation, molecular function: oxidoreductase activity, acting on paired donors, with incorporation or reduction of molecular oxygen; heme binding; monooxygenase activity.